Dioscorea cayenensis subsp. rotundata (Guinea yam) is the source of this 1101-nucleotide messenger RNA. Its product is annotated as peroxidase 5-like. The transcript is spliced from 4 exons. Gene Ontology annotation, molecular function: peroxidase activity; heme binding. Gene Ontology annotation, cellular component: plasmodesma; plant-type cell wall. Lineage: Eukaryota; Viridiplantae; Streptophyta; Magnoliopsida; Dioscoreales; Dioscoreaceae. The record is from RefSeq and is a predicted model, not a curated record. Gene Ontology annotation, biological process: hydrogen peroxide catabolic process; response to oxidative stress. Bases 38 to 1027 code for a protein of 329 amino acids.
GAGAGCCAGAGAUCAAUUAGAAACUAUAGAGCUAGAGAUGGGGUUAAGAAUAAGGUUGGUCUUGUGUGGUUUGUUUAUGGUUCUCAUGAUGUGUUGUAUUGGCAUUCAGGCUGAUCAACUUCAAGUGGAUUUCUAUCAGAAGACAUGUCCUCAAGCAGAGAACAUUGUGAGGGAAGAAGUGUUCAAGGCUCUGAGUAAGAUUAUUGAACUGGCUGCUGGCCUUGUCAGAAUGCAUUUCCAUGAUUGUUUUGUCAGGGGAUGUGAUGGGUCUGUGCUCAUUGACUCAACCCCUGGAAAUACAGCAGAAAAGGAUUCACCAAUCAACAAUCCUAGUCUAAGAGGCUUUGAAGUCAUUGACAGUGCUAAGACAAGACUUGAAGCUCAAUGCAAAGGAGUUGUUUCAUGCGCUGAUAUCCUUGCUUUUGCAGCUAGAGACAGCCUUGCUUUUACUGAAAUGAUUAUCCCAUACGAAGUUCCAGCUGGAAGAAGAGAUGGAAGAGUUUCAUUGUCUUCAGAAACAUUCGCCAACUUACCAGGCCCCAACUUUAAUGUCAGCCAGCUCACUCAAAGCUUCCAAAAACAAAACCUCACUCAAAAAGACAUGGUUACACUCUCUGGAGCACACACCAUUGGUCGAUCCCACUGCGGAUCGUUCCAGAACAGGCUGUAUAAUUUCAACUCAACAGUGAGCCAAGAUCCAAGCUUGGAUGCUAACUAUGCAGCAGAGCUGAAGUCACAGUGUCCACAAGGGAGCACUAACACAAGCUUGGUAGUACCAAUGGAUCCAACUAGUCAAAACACUGUGGAUUCAAACUAUUUUAAAAACAUUCUCAAGAACCGUGGGCUCUUCAUCUCCGACCAGACACUCAUCUCCGACACAGCGACAGCUCCUCUGGUUAGGGCAAACGCUGUCUUUGGAGGAAUCUGGAAGGCCAAGUUCUAUGAUGCCAUGGUGAAGAUGGGACGUAUUGGUGUGCUCACUGGAACUGAUGGAGAGAUACGUUUGAAUUGUAGGGUUAUCAACUGAAUUUUUUCUUUUCCUUCUUGUUGUUGCAUGUUGUUGUUGUUGUUGUUGCUGUUGUUGUUUUAAAGGGUCUCCAG